Messenger RNA from Entelurus aequoreus (snake pipefish), 1379 nucleotides. Its product is annotated as early activation antigen CD69-like. The record is from RefSeq and is a predicted model, not a curated record. The transcript has 8 exons. The coding region runs from base 221 to 994 and encodes 257 amino acids. NCBI's taxonomy places the organism in Eukaryota, Metazoa, Chordata, Actinopteri, Syngnathiformes, Syngnathidae.
CCCUCUCAAAUCACUUGUACCUGACACGAGACGCCCACAGGAAAGUCAAAGACACACGAAGAGAGUCUUUAUAAGGGGAAGUUUGCAGUCUGCCACAAACUGAAAGCUGGACACGUCUGUGAACUUUUGUCGAGUGUACAUUUUCAAGGUGUUCAUCCUGACUGGGUGGAGUUUUUCCAGGGAAAGUGAAAGUUAGUGGAACAAGGACGCGAUCAUAAAGAUGCAGAAGGUCUCCGUCAAGAAACGACAAAGUGCAGGGAGUCAAGAAGCGUAUGAAGUCAUGUUGGAACCCGACGAUAAAGAGAAAGAAGACCAAGGCGGCUACAGUAAACUGCAGCAGCCAUCUGAGGACAUCUACGCCGAGGCUAAUUUUGACACUGCAACCAAGACACCAGUCAAACAGGCUCAAGGUGCCACGCAGCGUUUCCGUGUUGGAUGCUUGAUCCUGUCUCUGGUCUGCUUGGUGCUGCUGGUGGUCGUCAUCGUCCUCAUUGUCAAACUCGGAGCUGGAUCCACCAACGACUCAGCGGGCUCAUACAUCAUCAAUCAGUGCACGACUUGUAAGAGUGUUCAGGUGCCAACUGAAUCUCCCAAUGGGUGUCCCACCGGGUGGCUGAGGCUGGACCAGUCAUGUUUCUACCUUUCCCAUUUCCGGCUGAACUGGCAGCAGAGCCAGACGAACUGCUCAGGAAGAGGAGGCUCCUUGGCAGUGGUCAGCAGCCUGAAAGUUCAGAACUUUCUGACUCAAAAGGGCAAAGGCUUGAAGUACUGGAUCGGCCUGCGACACAAUGGGGGGACGUGGACAUGGGUCAACAACGAUGUUCUGGCACAAAGUCACUGGGGAAACAAUCUCGCCAAUGGGGAUUGUGGGAUGCUUAGCAGUGGCAAUCAGACGGAGAACAACUGGAUGAGAGGUUCAUGCCGGGCUUACAGUUACUACAUUUGUCAGCGGCAGCUUGAACAGCAAGCUGCAAACUACCAACACAAUGAAUGAUUAUUAUCUUUUUGAUACAUUUUAAUGCGAAUCCAAAGACGCUGCUCUUAUUGAAUGCUUAUACAGUACAGGCCAAAAAUCUUCGACACACCUUCUCCUCAUUCAAUGCGCUUUCUUUAUUUUCAUGACUAUUUACAUUGUAGAUUGUCACUGAAGGCAUCAAAACUAUGAAUGAACACAUGUGGAGUUAUGUACUUAACAAAAAAAAGGUGAAAUAACUGAAGGCAUGUUUUCUAUCCUAGUUUCUUCAAAAUAGCCACCGUUUGCUCUGAUUACUGCUUUGCACACUCUUGGCAUUCUCUGGAUGAGCUUCAAGCACACCUGUGAAGUGAAAACCAUUUCAGGUGAUGCCCUCUUGCAGCUCAUCGAGACAAUGCCCAGAGUG